Molecule: messenger RNA, 1496 nt
Organism: Salvelinus sp. IW2-2015
Lineage: Eukaryota; Metazoa; Chordata; Actinopteri; Salmoniformes; Salmonidae
Product: zona pellucida sperm-binding protein 4-like
Biological process (GO): binding of sperm to zona pellucida; prevention of polyspermy
Cellular component (GO): egg coat
Molecular function (GO): structural constituent of egg coat; acrosin binding
Source: RefSeq, a predicted model, not a curated record
CCUGAGCAAGUCCUGUCGAUACAAUUGUGUAUUACAAUGGCAUCAUCAGCAAGGUGUGUAGUUGUGUUGCUGGCUGUGCUUGUGUGCUACAGUAGUGCAAAUACUUGGGGAAUGUUACUACAGAAGCACCAGGCUCCAGUAAUUCAGCAGGUCCAGAAGGUGAGGCAGCAACCUCAGACCAGGCCAGUAACAUAUGACCAGCAGGCCAAGAAGCUGAAAAACCAGCCCCAGUGGCCACCUCAGCGGGUUACCCAGGGACCAGAUGCCACAACUCCUAUUGAGAAAUGCCAAGUGAAAGCGGAGGAGCGAAUUACUUGUGGUGUCCCAGAUCUUACUCUUGCUCAAUGUGAGGCAAUCAACUGCUGUUUUGAUGAGAGGCGGUGCUACUAUGGAAAAGCAGUGACUGUACAGUGUACCAGAGAUGGUCAGUUUGUUGUUGUGGUGGCCAGGGAUGCCACUCUGCCCAACCUGGACCUUGAUACCAUCAGUCUACUUGGACCACAAGAUGCCCUCUGUAAGCCUGUUGGCACCACUAAAGCCUUUGCCAUGUACCAGUUCCCUGUCACAGCCUGUGGCACCACUCUCAUGGAGGAGAGUGGCUAUAUGGUCUAUGAGAACAAUAUGAUGUCUUCCUAUGAAGUGGAGAUUGGACCUCGAGGCUCAAUCACUAGAGACAGCCACUUUGAGCUGCAGUUCCAGUGUAAGUACUCUGACACUGCGGUGGAGUUUUUGGUGGUUGAGGUGAAUGCUGUUCCUCCCCCUGCUCCAGUCGCUGCUACUGGACUUGUCCGAGUAGAGCUCCGACUGGCCAGCGGACAAUGUUACAACAAGGGAUGUGUGGAAGAAGUGGAAGCCUACAGGUCAUACUACAGUGAGGCAGACUACCCAGUCGCAAAGCUCCUGAAGGAUCCAGUGUAUGCAGAGGUUCACAUCCUGGGGAGGACAGACUCUAACCUGGUCCUGAAUCUGGACUACUGCUGGGCCACCUUGACCCCCAGUCCCCUCAGCUUGCCCAAGUGGGACCUCCUGGUUGAUGGGUGUCCGUACCAGGAUGACCGUUACCUGACCAAUGUGAUCCCUGUGGAUGGCUCCUCUGGCCUUGAGUUCCUGACCCACUACAAACGCUUUGCGUUCAAGAUGUUCACCUUUGUGGAUGCAGACACUUUGGCCCCUUUGAAGGACAGGGUCUUCAUCCACUGUAGUACAGAGGUGUGCCACCCUACUAGGACCCACUCCUGUCAACAGAGCUGCAACAGGCAAAGGAGAGAUGUGGCUGCAGUGAAUUCUGUGGCUGGAGAGACAGUGGUGUCCAGUGGGGAACUCAUUCUGACCUGACCGUAACUACCUUCCACCUGUCAGGCCUGAAGAAAUACUUCUGAUCUACUUCAGCUUGGGAUGAAGGUUUACUCUUUGACCUUGUAGCAUACACACAAUGAAUAUUGUGACUUGUAAUCCUUUGGCUUGUUUAAUAAAAUGCUUGACUUUGAAAUAUCUGA